Gigantopelta aegis is the source of this 990-nucleotide messenger RNA. RefSeq names its product ubiquitin conjugation factor E4 A-like. Lineage: Eukaryota; Metazoa; Mollusca; Gastropoda; Neomphalida; Peltospiridae. Gene Ontology annotation, biological process: protein polyubiquitination. Gene Ontology annotation, cellular component: nucleus; cytoplasm; ubiquitin ligase complex. Gene Ontology annotation, molecular function: ubiquitin-ubiquitin ligase activity. The record is from RefSeq and is a predicted model, not a curated record.
AUGUUGUCUCGUUUACAUGGAGUAGGUCCUUUACUGACAACAGCUAGUGAUGGAUUUUUCAUUAAUCUAUCGUGGUUACUACUUCAAUUAAGUGUUCCAUUUACUGAGAGUAAAACAGGAACAAACCCUCGCCUGAUGUCAGUUGAUCCAGGUUACUGUACAUUAGGAGAAAACUAUGACAAGCCUUAUGUUGAUUUUUCACAAGAAACAAAAAUGGCUAAUGUUACAAGAGACCCACGCUAUGCACCCUCAAUUAUUGGAGUUGUGUCUCACAUUCUAUACGGCCACAGCAACAUGUACCCAGAGGUUCAAAGGUCAUUGUUUGAGUCACACUCUAUAGCAUCAUGUUAUCUGUUCCAAUCUCUGUUAACAAUAUUCAUUGAUAUAGAACACACUGGAGACUCAAUGGAAUUUGAAGAUAAAUUUCAAUAUCGACUUCCCAUGUACAAAAUACUCAAAUUUUUAUGGAGUAUUCCAUCUUAUCAGCAAAGUAUCCAAGCUUUAGGAGAACAGCCUCGAGAGUUAGUAUGUAGUAUAAUUGGAAUCUAUUUGAAUUUAGGACGAGAGCCUGCCUUCUGUCAAGCUAUACCAAGAGAUGGGCGGAGUUUCUCCAUGGGACUAUUUGAUCUUGCAUUAAAUGUCCUCAAGCGUCUUGGUAAACCCAUUGAAAUGUGUACUGGAUUAGUAAGAAUGAGAGAGAAAGUGAGACAAUGUUCCCAACAACUACACCUUGAACAAGAGAUGAUGGAUGAUGCCCCUGAUGAAUUUUUGGACCCCUUGAUGGCUGAAAUAAUGAGUGAUCCUGUCACAUUACCCACAUGGAAAACAAUGGAAAGAAGUGUUAUCAUUCGCCAUCUACUUAGUGAUCAGACUGAUCCGUUUAGUAGACAACCAUUGACAGCAGAUAUGUUAAUAUCUAAUGAUGAGCUGAGACAAAGAAUUGAAGAAUGGAAAGAGCAGAAAUCUAUAAAUAAAAAGGAAACAUCUUAG